Didymodactylos carnosus is the source of this 1377-nucleotide messenger RNA. Lineage: Eukaryota; Metazoa; Rotifera; Eurotatoria; Philodinida; Philodinidae. The record is from the annotation of a GenBank genome assembly.
AUGGAUGAAUCUCUAAUUCCAAGUGGCACUGUCUUAAUAUCAUCAUUAACUCCGUAUGUUCAUGUUUUAAAAUGGUCUUGUGAAUCAAAACUAUGUUCCUAUUGUUUAUUAUCAUCAGUACAAUUAAAACGUUGUUUAAAAUGUCGUCUUGUUUACUAUUGUGAUAAAAAUUGUCAACGUUCAGAUUGGUUUAAUCAUCGUUAUGAAUGUGGUUUUAUUUGUCAUCUUGAUUUCGAUUUAUUUCGUCUUUAUCUUCGUUUAUUUUUACGUACAACAUUCAAAGAUAAUUUCUAUGAUGAAUUAAAAUUACGUCAAUUUUAUGAUUGUAUGACUCAUAUGAACGAUAUUCAAAAUGAUCAACAACGUUUAAAACAAUUUUAUUUAUUAAUUGAACAAUUAAAAUUAUGUUUAUCUACUCAUGAUUUACCCUCAUCAUUGCCACUAUUAUCACAGGAACCAUUACAAUCGAACAUUGAAUCAAACGAUGAUGAAUUUUAUUUUAAAACAAAUUAUAAUCGUUCAAUAAAUGAUUUGUAUCUACUAUAUUGUCGUUUAUUAAUUAAUACAUUUACGAUAACAGAUUCAAUUGAUUUAAAACCAAUUGGUUGUGGUUUCUAUUUGAGUGCGACCGUUUAUAAUCAUUCAUGUUAUCCAAAUUGUCAACAAAUAUUUAAUGGUUUUCGUUUGCAAAUACGUACAAUAGAAAAUAUCAAAGAAAACAAAGAAGAAUAUACAAUUAAUUAUUGUGAUUUAUUACAAGAUCGUUGUAAACGACAAACAGAAUUAAUGAAAAAUUAUUAUUUUAUGUGUCAAUGUAAACGAUGUGGUACUAGUAAUGACAAUAGUAUUAUUAAUGAUAAAGAUAUACUAUUACAUUGUUCAAUGUGUUCUUCAUCAGCUUAUUUCAUCGAUAAACAACAUUUAAAAUGUUUAAACAAAAAAUUACAACAACAUAUUACAGAAACAAACUUGUAUCCAAUUGUUGAAAAAUAUUUAAAUAAUAAAGAGAAAAAUAUUGAAGAAUUUGAAAAAUUAUUUCAUCGUCAAUCGAUAACAAUGGUACAAUUGUAUGAAUAUUCAAUGGAUAAAUAUAUAGAAGAUGAACUUUUUGAUAAGGCUUUGGUUUAUAGUGAAUACUUAUUGAAAUUGUAUAAAAAUCUAUUACCAAAAUAUCAUUCCUAUGCUUCAUUGAAUAUUUUAAAACAUAUGAAAUUAAAAUUAUUUCUAUUCAAUGAUAUUAAAGAAAUUCAGUCCAUGUUAAAUUUAAUAGAUGAAACGUGUCAACAUAUUGAGAUAGCAUUUGGAAAACAACAUCCAUUAAUGAUUGAAACACAUAAAUUAGUGGAACAAUUUAAAUUAGAAUUAAAUUUUAGAUAA